This is a messenger RNA of Orycteropus afer afer, 1116 nucleotides long. RefSeq names its product unc-93 homolog A (gene UNC93A). The record is from RefSeq and is a predicted model, not a curated record. NCBI's taxonomy places the organism in Eukaryota, Metazoa, Chordata, Mammalia, Tubulidentata, Orycteropodidae. The transcript has 7 exons. Bases 1 to 1116 code for a protein of 371 amino acids.
AUGGACCAAAGCCUGAAAAACGUGCUGGUGGUUUCCUUCGGGUUCCUGCUGCUGUUCACGGCCUACGGAGGCCUGCAGAACCUGCAGAGCAGCCUCAACAGCCAGGCCGGCCUGGGCGUGGCGGCGCUCAGCACUCUCUACGGGGCCAUCCUCCUCUCCUCCAUGUUCCUGCCCCCUCUGCUCAUCAAGAAAUUCGGCUGCAAGUGGACCAUCACCGGUUCCAUGUGCUGCUACGUGGCCUUCUCCCUGGGCAACUUCUACGCCAGCUGGUACACCCUGAUCCCCACCUCCAUACUGCUGGGGCUGGGAGGCGCCCCACUCUGGUCUUCCCAGUGCACCUACAUCACCAUUUUGGGGAACACACAGGCCAAGAAGUCGGGGAGAGCCAGCAAAGACGUGGUGAACCAGUACUUUGGCAUCUUCUUCCUCAUCUUCCAGUCGUCAGGCGUAUGGGGCAACUUGAUCUCCUCUCUGGUGUUUGGCCAGACUCCCGCUCAAGAGGCCAUUCCAGAGGAGCAGCUCCUGAGUUGCGGGGCCGGUGACUGCCUGAUGGCCAACGUGUCCAGCAACAGCACCCUGCGCCCGUCCCAGGACCUCAUCUACACGCUCGUAGGCAUCUACACAGGAUGUGGUGUGCUGGCUGUCCUGAUGGUAGCAGUGUUUCUAGAACCAGUGCAAGACCCCCAACACAGAAGUGAAGGGGACAAGCAGUCAUCUUUGUGGUCCAACUUACUGGCCACGUUCAGGCUUCUCCGAGACAGACGGCUGCGCCUCCUGGUCCUGCUGCCCACGUACAGCGGGUUCGAGCAGGCCUUCCUGGCUGGCGACUACACGAAGUCCUAUGUUACCUGCGCCCUGGGCAUCCAGUUCGUGGGCUAUGUGAUGAUCUGCUUCGCGGCCACCGAUGCACUGUGCUCGCUGCUGUACGGAAAGCUGUCCCAGUACACCGGGCGCAUCUCCAUCUACAAAGAAAACUCCAUUCCAGACAAGAUCACAUCCCAGCGUAAAGGUGAGGGGGCCAGGCACACAUCUGGGGACAUGGGGCAGCCCACGGCAGGCCCCUCUUCUGAUGGAGCCCCUGCAGCUCUCAGUGGUGAUGACACCCCACCUUUGUGA